AUGGACGCCACGAACGUUGGAUGGACGAGCGUCAGACCGGAGAGCGAUGAAGAGCGAUUCGGUAUGCGGUCACAAGAACGGCAAGCAGCCUUCGACAAGAUUGAAGCCGAGCGUAGCUCUGUCGAGAUCGAUCGCGUGCUUUGGGCGUUCUGCCAGUUCGCCGACCUAGACUUCGUGAAGAGGUUGGCAGCGUCAGAUGCUGUUUGGAAUGCAGAGACCGAUUUUCUGCGCACGAACGCUGCUAUAGAUGCCGUAAGGCUCUGGCAACAAAAGCCAGAAGUAAAGAACGACGUCGCAUCCUCCAACGCCGUUGCACCCGUCUCCCGCCCCCAUACCGCCUCCGGGAAAGCAUCGCGGACAAGAUCAGGACGAAGUGAGGACGGCCAAGAGGCCAGCCUUGGAAGAUCAGCGGUUGUCGCAGCUCGCUGUAAAGAUCGAGACGGCAACUUUUGUGCCGUAUCAAGGACAAAGGGUGCAGAAGCGGUCAGUAAACUCCCUGCCCACAUUUAUCCAUGGAGCGCGUUUAGAGAAAAGAGCCCGGACCGAGUGGAGAGCUUUUGGGCUACCAUGAGAAUCUUCUGGAAGAAGGCAGACGUAAACGCAUGGCGCGAGCAGAUCUUUGUCGACAACAAUGCGAGCUCCAGAGGCACAGAGAAUGUCGCCAACAUGAUCUCGCUGACCUCGACACUACACACCUUCCACAAUCAAGGUGCGUUCGCGCUGCGCCCUGUACAAAUCUCCGACGACAAGAAGCAGUUGGAACUAGAGUUCCAUUGGUUGGUCAUAGAGGAGCGCGAGAGAGGUACCAAGGCCAAGCUCAUGGACAUGCCGGAGUCCUCAGAAGACCGGGCAGAGUCUGGUGACGGCUACGGCCCGUUUGCACGAAGGGAUCCCAACGGCAGCCAGCUCCUGAAGAGCGGACAUAGAUUCAUCAUGUCCACCGACGACCCGGUCAACACACCGUUGCCGGACCCAGGCCUGCUCGCUUUGCAGUGGCACCUUCAGCGUAUCCUCGCGAUGUCGGGCGCGGCUGGUUGGCGCGACGAAGCUUUCGAUGACGACGACGACGACGAGGAGGAUGCGGAUGGCGUGCCCGCUCGGGAUGUUGACGGCUGGAUGCGACAACUCCCUGAAUCACCCUCCGGCUAUCAAAGCCCUCCACUGUCGCCGAAAGUGCAAGACGAGUAG
Alternaria conjuncta is the source of this 1188-nucleotide messenger RNA. RefSeq lists its product as uncharacterized. Lineage: Eukaryota; Fungi; Ascomycota; Dothideomycetes; Pleosporales; Pleosporaceae. The record is from RefSeq and is a predicted model, not a curated record. Bases 1 to 1188 code for a protein of 395 amino acids. The transcript is spliced from 3 exons.